Molecule: messenger RNA, 3555 nt
Organism: Trichomonas vaginalis G3
Lineage: Eukaryota; Parabasalia; Trichomonadida; Trichomonadidae
Product: guanyl-nucleotide exchange factor family
Exons: 1
Coding region: 1-3555 (1184 amino acids)
Source: RefSeq, a predicted model, not a curated record
AUGGAUGAAUCAUUUUCGCAUCUUUGCACUGAGUUAAAAAAAUUCACAUCCUUCAGGGAAUCGGAAGAAAUAAAAGGCCCAUGUAAUGAAUCUCUGCAAAUGGUUUCACAAAAACAGGUGAAUUUGCCAAUUUCAACCGGAACAUCUCCUUUUGUUAAGGCUAUCACCUCAAUCUUACGUAGCAACAAACCAUCAAAUACUAUUUAUUCACUAGUUAACAUACUAUUUGACUGCAUUUCUCAUGAUGUUUUCGUUGAUUCUGCACUAUCAACAAUUAUUCGCGAAUUUGAUCAAAUCCAUAACAUUGACAACAUAGAAUUUUCACUAAAAAUCAUACAAUUCAUGUCAAGUACACUUCAAAAACACUUAGUUAACUUAAAUUUGAUCAAAUCUCUAUGCUCAAUUGUUUUAAACUUUUUAUCUAGCAAGCAUACGAUUGUUGUCAAUUCAUCCUACGCAGCUAUACAACAAAUGAUUUCAACAGAGUUCAAUUUCAUCCAAAUUUCGAAAUACGAAAAUUUAAAUCCAGAAGAUAAGAAUAAAUUGAAAGUCAUUGUCAAAAAUGGCCUUUCAUCAAAAUUUUCAGAUCCUUUAUGCGUUAUUGCGUAUUUAAUCAUAAAUGAUGUAGUAAACUUGCUUUUAGGAAAGAAUUCGAUGUGGCUACACAUUUCAAACAUUCCAUUCGACAUACUUGUGAAGCUCUGGGAAGCAAUUUUAAUGACACAGUCAACAUUUUUGAAAACUUCUCAUCAAUUUAUAAAAAUUGUUGAGAAUAGUAUUUCUAACAUACCAAUAUCCAACUCUGUUAUACAUUUAGAUGUUACUUUUUGCAAAAUGUUUUAUUCUGAUUCAUAUGAAGCAAUUAACGAUUUAUUAACCAAAUAUUUGGAACUAUUAGCACCAGAAUCAGACAAAAAAGUGAUUUCUUUAUCAUUUUUUAGAGAAUUGCUGUUAGAAGAUGAAAACUUUUUUAUUAAUUUCAAAAAUUUAGAAAUAAUUACAGAUUUAUUGAAGAAACUCGACACGAUCAUAGACACUAAACAGUGUGAAGGGCCAAUUGACUUCAAUUUCUCUCAAAAUACUGAAGAAUCAAAAAAUUUGUUAAUUUUUCCAUGCGAAAUCUCAAUUCUCCUUGUCAAUUACUUAAUAUCGAACAAGGAGAUUGAGAAACAAACCAUAGUUGGCCCAAUUAUAUCAAUUAUUAUCAAAUUAUUAAGAAUUUGCAAUAAAAACAGCUGUGAAACAGUUUUCCGUACUUACAAUGGACUUAUUACAGAACUUACUCCUGAUUUCCCAGAAUAUCAAUUGAUUUUGUUGAGAAUUUUGUGUUCAAUUAUUUCUCAACAGAGAAUUUUCAGAAAUCCGCUAGAUCCUUUAGAAGAACAGGCAAAUAUUCUUCUACAUACUUCAAAAACAGGCUUUUGGUUCAAAGGAAAGCGUGUUUUUUCGUAUCAUUUGGUUUCAAAACUUCUUUUCACACAUCCAGAGUAUUUUUCUAAGAUAUAUAACAGAUUAUUCGGAUCUCUAUCACUAUAUGAUGAAGCCAAAGUAGAUCCUGCAUUCACAACUCAACUUUCAAAAUCUGAGUUAAUUAAUUUAUCAAAAAUAUUAAUUAACGGCAGCCCAUUUUCCAUACAGUUCCUAUCAUCAAUGAUUCCACUUCAUUUAAGUGAAUUUACUGAAAUUUGGAAUAAUAUUUUUGAAUUAAUUCCUUCUUUGUUCGAAAAGGACGAACUCUGCUCUUCCCUUGUUGAACUCAUGGGAAUAGUCAGUAACAAAAUGGUUUCAUCCGAAACAGAGCAAGAAAUCUUGAAAUGUUACUCAAUGAUUUUAAAUCUCGAAGGGAAACCAUCGUCAGAGACCAGGGUUAAGCUCAUUGACCAACUAAACAUUAUUAUCAAGCAUUUCGGAAGCAUCAUUGACAAAGGAUGGCCAUUUCUUUUGUCAUCAAUCAAAAUUCAGAAUUGUGUUCAUAAUUCGAACACAAUUUCCUCAGCAUUCACUACUCUGACCUCGAUAUGCACGGAUCACCUACAAAAACUCUCAGAUCCGCUCUUGUCGACGAUAAUAAAUUUGAUAAUUGAAUAUACGGCCAAGAACCCAGAUUUAAACAUCGCUCUUACUGCUAUUGGCCUUUUAUGGAACAUUGUUUCUCAAGUAAAUAAGAAUGCCGUUCUUUGGAAACAAAUUUUGUCUUUAAUGAUGACUUUAUUCAACGAUCCAAGGCCAGACGUGUCAUCCGGUGCCUUGUCAACAUUUUUCUCACUGCUCACUUCAAACUCACAGCAGAUGCCUCAAGAGAUUUUCCCUCAUCUCUUAGAAAAUUGUAUAAUAAAAUUGUUGGAAAGUUAUGUCACUUUUCCAGCCGAAAAGUACUCAGUAAGCCAACACGCUCUGUGCGAAAUUGGUCACUGCGUCUGUAGUUUCUGGCCUCAGUUCGAUAACCUCGCAAGUUUUCGUAAAAAAUUAUGGCCUUUAUUAAUUGAGAAGGUUUUCACAUUUCUGACCAUAUGCGAUGAUCCUGAUAUAUGCUCCAGCUGUAUGCGGUUUUACGAAGAUGUAAUGCCUUGUAAUUUGAUGUCGAAUGAUAUAAGAGAGUUAUUGCUUUAUUCCUUUGAGAAACUGGUUUACCUGUACUUAGAUAGAGAGCAAAUGUCCAACUUUGUCAUCUCAGAAAUCGGAAAAGUAGUACAAAGAACACUUCCAACCCAAAAACAAUUUCUCACGGAAACAUUAUUGGACAAAUGGCUGAACAUUUCAGAGAAAGUUUCACUGACACUACCGUGUGAAAAUAUAGUGAAUAAUACUAGUCAGAAGUGCAUUAUCACUUGCAUAUCACUUUUACCUAUCGAAGACAAUUAUUUAGAAAGAAUUUGCAAAUCUUUAGCCAAGAUUGCACUCAAAAGUGGUAAGACACAUGUGAUAAACUGCAUAAUGACAAAUGCAACCAAGACUUUGGAUGAUUUACCAAAAGAAAACUUAUCUUUAUUCGUUUCCUCGUUUUCUGAGAUUUAUUCACUUCCUGCUGCUACAUCAUUCCUUAAAAAGGCCAUUUCUCUUUCUGAAAGCUUUGAAACAUCAGACUUAUUCAAAGUUUUUACAGAAAUUUCAAUAAAGAACGGAGAAGUAUCAAAAAUGGCCAUAGACGCAAUGAUAAACAGCUUCUCCAAUGCAGAAAAAGAAGACAAAGUCUAUUUAAUUAGCAGAUUUAGUAAUAAUUCAAAAGUUUUAAUUGAUAUUUUUGAAAAAUAUAUGAAAUAUGACUCAAAAGAAUUCUCCCAAAAAGUAUUUGACGAAGUGUUCGAAGAAUUACUUCUCUGUCUUAAGAAAUAUGUAGAAGAAGGUGAUUUUGAAGUAAUGAAGUACUUAAAAGACGUAAAAGUACCUCCAAAAUCAUUCGGAAACCUUAAAGACUGCCAGAGAUGGCAUUUGCACUUCCUUGCAUGCAGUUUCUCCCACUUGUUGCUUGAUAACAGAAAAGAAAUUUCUCAAUUAUCAUCAAAGAUAGUCGCGGAUAUCGCUACAGACUUUACAAUGAUGACCAAAAACAUGUAA